UCAUAUUCACUUGAGAACUCAGUAAAGUAAGGAGACACGAUGGCUAAGUUUGCUGUGGCUAAUCUCUUGAUCCUUCUUUUGAACUUGGGCGCUUUGCUCACUUCACUUGCUUGUCCCUCUUGCCCUUACACACCUCACCCUAAACCGCCGAAGCGUCCUCCAAUAAAGCCACCAAAGCCUCCUGUGACUCCUCCAAUAAAGCCACCAAAGCCUCCUAUAAAGCCACCAAAGCCUCCUGUGACUCCUCCAAUAAAGCCACCAAAGCCUCCUAUUAAGCCACCAAAGCCUCCUGUGACUCCUCCUAUAAAGCCACCAAAGCCUCCUGUGACUCCUCCAGUAAUACCAAUACCACCAACUCUUCCUCCACCAAAGCCUCCAGUGACUCCUCCAGUAAUACCAACACCACCAAUUCUUCCUCCACCAGAGCCUCCAGUAAUACCAACACCUCCAAUCGAGAAGCCACCACCAACACCACCAAAGCAAGAGACUUGCCCCAUUGACACUCUCAAGUUAGGCGCAUGUGUGGAUGUCCUAGGUGGACUAGUCCACAUUGGUAUUGGCAGUAGUGCCAAGGAUGAAUGCUGCCCACUGCUGGAAGGUCUUGUAGACUUGGAUGCUGCUGUAUGUCUUUGCACCGUUAUCAAGGCUAAGCUUCUCAACAUCAAUCUUAUUCUACCCAUUGCUCUUGAGCUCCUUGUUGAUUGUGGCAAGAACCCACCUGAAGGGUUCAAGUGUCCUUCCUAAUUAGAUAAUUAGGUUCUGGUGUAACAUACAGACGAUACAUGUGUGUGGGCUUGAAAUCAUAAAGAAUAACUGCACUAGCUAGGGAUCUUCAUGUGUCUAACUGCGCGAGAGAUCUUCAAGUGGCUAGAAUGAAGCAUACUUCAAUAGGAUAUCCUGUGUUUUGUUCUCCUAGUUGAUUUUCUUAUGUUCCUCUUUUCCCUUUACGAUAUAAUAUACUGUCUUAAUUUGCUUUGCU
This is a messenger RNA of Populus nigra (black poplar), 979 nucleotides long. RefSeq names its product 36.4 kDa proline-rich protein-like. Bases 40 to 744 code for a protein of 234 amino acids. The record is from RefSeq and is a predicted model, not a curated record. Lineage: Eukaryota; Viridiplantae; Streptophyta; Magnoliopsida; Malpighiales; Salicaceae. The transcript has 2 exons.